AUGACCACCGAGCCCUCGGGAAAAGCCAGCGUCCCCACACAUGGUGACCGCAGGUCUUCAGGGAGCCCAGCAGCGGGGGCCCAGAGUCAGGCCUCCCUCCCUGCAGGUGUCCCAGCGGCCGGCGCCACAGUGUCCACGGCACAGCAGGAUGUAAGCCAGGCCUCCACCGGGGCGGCCGCCUCCAGGCCCGCGUCAGCGUCUGGGGCCGAGGGCCAGCUUGAAGAUGAAGCUGCAGCUGGGCACGGGCAGCAGCCCGAGGCGGCCACGGGCCGGCCGGCCUUCCUGGUUCCAGACUCCCCGAAAAUAUCUGUGAGCCUCCAGAACCCAGUGCGGGACGGGCCAGCGCAAGAUUGGCAGGUGACACAGAGCCCUCGGGUUUCCCAAAGUGAGCCCCUGGGUGAGAAAAUGACACCACAGGCGAGUGUCCCAGGCAGGGAGGAAGACUUGGGUCCACCCACCCCUAGUGCUCAGGUACGGUUCCCCCAAAGCGUUCCCGCCGUGAGCACUGCAGAGGCAGACAGCCAGCCUGACGCUCAGGCCACCGGCACCGUGACAGCUGCUGAGAAACCUGAGGGUCCGGGGGCCUUGAGCCCUGACACUGAAGCGUCGCCAUCAGCUGAGCCCCAGGCAGUGACCAAGGGGCAUCCAGUGGACCGCUCAGGAGUCCCACAGGCUCUGCCGGUCCCUCCCGGCCCAGGAGGCAGUGCCCAAACCUUGCCUGGGGCCCCCACGGUGGCCCCGGAGGGGAGGCCCCUGGACUCCAGCCUGUACGGGGCCGUGGAGGAGAACCCUUACAUGCGCUUCGUGACCACCUUGCUGGCCGCGGGCGAGGUGUCCAUCGGCUUCCUGACAGACUUCCUGGUCUGGUCUGAGACCACCACGGACGUGGCCAUGGGCCCCCUGAUAACCAGACGCAGCUCUGCGACCAACGUGCUGUACGGCCGGGGACCCAGACUGCACUUGGACUCCGGCCCCCUGCAGAGCGCCAACGCAGCCUUCUCCUGGCUGCGCGCGGGCAGGGACUUGGUGCUGCGCUCCGUCACCCACUUGCUGGAGAGGGUGGAGCAGAGGACAGCAGAGGGCAUCUGCUCGGCCAUGUGCUACCUGACCAGCCACCUCUCCCGGCACCACUCUGACCUCUAG
This is a messenger RNA of Phyllostomus hastatus (greater spear-nosed bat), 1143 nucleotides long. RefSeq names its product testis expressed 44 (gene TEX44). The coding region runs from base 1 to 1143 and encodes 380 amino acids. NCBI's taxonomy places the organism in Eukaryota, Metazoa, Chordata, Mammalia, Chiroptera, Phyllostomidae. The record is from RefSeq and is a predicted model, not a curated record. The transcript has a single exon.